CUGGCGGAGCUGGUCCCUUUAAACAGAGACGACUCUCUGCAGUUUUCCACCCGCUCUUUGUCCCUCACUCAGCUUCCUGCCUACGUCUUCCCCUUUAAGGUGAUGCAGGACACAGUUGUGCGUUAUUUGAUGAUUCUCUGUCAUGUCGGCAGGGAUAAACUUGGACUAAACAACAUCGUUACAGAGCAGCGACGGUGGGAGUAAAGAGAAGCGGAGCAUCUCCCCCUCCCCACACACAUACACACCUCCCCGGCGGCAUCAUCACAUGUUCGAGUAGCGGAGGGACGUUGGUUGUGUUCAGGGACUAACUGGGAGUCCUGUGUCCUUGCCUGUGUCAAAGGCAACAGCUGUGUUCGUCCGAGGCUGCAACCCUUCUCCAGGACAGACAUGUCUUUUUGUCUAUCAGACAAAGCUGGGCGGCUCUGAGGCGCGGAGGAGACUGUGUGACUGCGGUGAAACUCCUCCACUCUGUCUCCGCUUUUAAGCCGCAAUGUUUGUGGAUGUUUCAGAGAGACGACGAGCGGCAGGAUUUUGGCUCAUAGUCAGUAACGCUUAAAGGGAUUUUACCACAGCUCUACCCUUCUGCCUGGGGACCAGCCUACUCGACAUCCUCCCUCUCAUCCUCUACCUUCAAUAUUCCUGCAGCGAUGACAUCCCCAGACUCACCACCAAUGGUCUCCCCAUCUCCUUGCCCUGCUCCCCCUCCAUCCCUCCCAUCCUCCCCCGUGCCCUCUUCCCCAGCUCCGUCCUCCUCCUCGAUCCCUCCGCCACCUUCUCUACCCCCCACGGGUGAGGUGAUGGUGCUGGCUCUGGGCAGGAAGAAGCAAAGGGUGCUGAUUGCACUCUCCAUCCUGCCCAACCUCUUUCUGGCCUUCCUGCUCUCUUCCGACCCCCUCAUCACCCUCUCCCCUCACCACCACUGCCACCUGCCGGGCCCCCUGCCAUCACCAGAAGUGCUGAAUGCCUCCGUGCCAUGGGAGAAGGGGGAAAGGCCUGGGGACAGCGGGGGCCUGUCCCAGUGUAAGCAGUAUGCCAACAGCAGCCAGACAGCUGUGGUGGACUGUGAGGAUGGCUGGGACUACAACGUCACAGAAGGGUUGAAGAACAAUAUCGUUACUGAGUGGAAUCUGGUGUGUAGUCAGUACUGGCUGGUCCCAGUGGAGGAGGUGUGUUUCAUCCUGGGUGUCCUGACUGGUUGUCUCGGCCUGGGCUACGCCGCCGACAGGCUGGGCCGGUCCAAGACCCUCCUGACCUCUCUGACCCUCUCAGUGGUGUUUGGGGUGCUCGUGUGCGUCUCUCCGUACCCUUCUGUCUUUAUCGUCAUGCGUUUCUGUCUUGCGGCGGCCAGCGCUGGAGUCUAUCUUACUCUGUAUAUAACCCGCCUGGAGCUGUGUGAGCCGUCUCUCAGGCUGAUGGCCACCACGCUGGCUGGACUGACAACUGUAGCCGGGGAGCUGCUGCUGCUGGCCGUGGCCCUCGGGUGCCAGUCCUGGAGGGGGCUGCUGGGAGCUGGGUCGGCCCCACUAACACUCUUUCUCAGCUAUGGCGUUCCCGGGGUGUUUCCAGAAUCUCCUCGCUGGCUCCUUCUGUCAGAGCGAUCUUCAGAUAUGAACGCAUUCAGCGAGAGAAGAAACUCCAACAGAGACGUGAGGGACGACGAGAGCUUCACAGAGCUGGAUUCAGAGCCAGCCCCCUCCUCACACCCCCACCUGUCCUUCCCUGAGCUCUUCCACAGCAGGAACAUCUGGAAGAACAUGUGCGUGCUCGGCUUCACCUCAUUCAUCUCUCACGGCAUUAGUCACUGUUACAGCUCUUUCCGAGGUGACGUCAGAGGCACCGCCCCCAGCUUCUAUUGGACGUACCUGCUCUCUGUGUGUGCGGGCGGUGGGGCCUGGAUGUUGCUCUGGGUGACUGUAGACAGGUGCGGUCGCCGCGGCAUCCUGCUUCUCUCCAUGACGAUGACGGGGCUGGCCUCUUUGAUCCUCCUGGGACUCAUGGAGUAUCUCAGUGAGACGGCCAUCACGGUUUUCUCAGUGCUGGGUCUCUUCUCGUCUCAAGCCACUGCAUCCCUGUGCAUCCUCUUCACUGCAGAGGUCAUGCCUACCAUCAUCAGAGGGAGCGGUGUAGGAACUGUGCUCGCUCUGGGCUGCGUGGGCCGCCUCAGCUCCCCUCUCAUGGAUCUGAGAAACCACUACGGCUACUUCCUGCACCAUGUCGUCUACUCCUCUCUGGCUCUGCUGGCCGUGCUGUCCAUCCUGCUGCUGCCCGAGAGCAAGAGGAAGCCGCUGCCCCAGACGCUGGCCGACGGGGAGCAGUACAGACGCCCCCCGCUGGGCAGGAGGAGACGGGACAAUGUGCCGCUGCUGGCGACUCCCAACCCGGAGACCUAAAAUACCCCACGUAACAGUGGGAUGGACUCCACUCACUUUUUCAGCCGGGACAUUUUUCAUCACUCACGUUCAUGUAGAGGACAGAUAAAGCAAUAUAAAGACUUAGAAAGUAACCCAGAAAAAUGGAGAGAAAAGGGCUGCAACAGAUCAUCAUGGAGCUUUUUAACAUAUCAUCUUGUCACUACAAACUCAGGCGGGUGGGUUGAGCUGCCAUUGACUUUUCUGUUUCUCUUUCCUGCCGCUCAGAUGUGUCUCAAUGUCCUCGUGAAGACACGCAGUGUUCACACACAUCUUCGUCUUUCGUACCAUCUCUUCCUGCCCGGAUGCCCCGCCUCCCGCCAUAUAAGACACACCAGCACACACUGCUGCAUGCCAUCCUCCAUACUGAGUGUGUCUGUCACAGAGAUGCUAGCUACUUGAUAGUUGCGACUUGAAGAGUAGUCGCAAGUUAUUCCUAGCAUUUGUGUUAACCUGAAUUCAUGUGUGUUUUUCUUUUUUUGUGUGUGUGUUUGCCGUCUAUAACAACACAGUAAGUGCUCAGAGCUGUACAAAAGUCAGUUUUGUAUAAUGUUCUGUGACUUUUGUCGUAAAACUCUAAACCUUCUAGCUCCCCGAGUGGAGGAUGGACCACAGUUCUCGAACAUGUGUUGUGGGGGUUAAAUGCCUUGUAAAUACUCUAGACUUAGUCUCUUUAACUUCUUGGGGCAUCUGAGUUUUGUUAAAGGAGGCCCUGUGGCUGGAACCUUACAGUACAGUAUGCUAUGCAGUGGGGAAGAGCACUUUGAAUCUUUUUUUUAAAGAUAAUAUUGAUUCAUUUGACUAAAGUCUUCAAAUUUAAGGGAAGCUGUUAAACAUAUUUGGAACAAAGGCUAAAACGUCUUUAAGCAGAGACCUGCUCAAAUGGUGGAAACCCACUCACUGACUCUGGCCUGGAGCCAGCAAUAUUUAUGUUAUUUAUGUUGUUAUUAAGCUUAAUUAGUAAAUUAUCCAAAGGCCGGGCACUUUGAAGUAUUUAGCUAAAUUGGCAUCAUUAUUCAACAACAGUGAAGCCGUUAACCGUCACAACAUUCCUCUCUGCAUGUCUGGAUUCACUGAAGGGCUUGUUUUUUAAAUUAAUUUUAUUUUAUUUGGGGGUUUUUCCUCAGAUGCUAAUAGUUAGUCAAUACCUCUCUAGAUGACCAGUCUUAGCUGUAAGAGAACAGACGGGUACCAGAAACUCCAGCAGAAGCUUUUAAACGGUGACUUGCAUUAACAGGCAAGUUUAUUUUUACCUGGACUUGGACGUGGAGGUCGUGAUGGAGGUCGUCUGUUAUUUUAAAUGAAUGUUUAUUCACGCUGGAGAAAGGGCCUGAUGAUUACACUCAGCUGCAGAGGGCCCCGGAGCUCCAAAUGAACCCCCGACUCCUCCUCGAGCACGCUCCUGAGAUAUUUUCAGUGUUGUGUGCUGGCUGAAGCCGUAUCGCAUAUGGCACAAAUUCAGCUUUGAUAGAGAGUUUCCAGUGUGUGUCACUGCUUCAAAAAAAUGUGUACGAGUGUAUUUUUUUUUUCCCCCCUCAAGUUUGCACCUGAGUGAGUGUGCGUGUGUGUGUGUGUGUGUGUGUGUGUGUGUUUUAAACAGGAAGCAGAUAUUGUUAAUUUGGACUCUGACACUAAAGACUAAUUCUGAAGGACGCACACUUUAGCUGAUGGUCUCUUUCCCCGUCAGCCUUUGGUAGAUCUUUUUUCUUUUUCUCUGUACGUUGCACUCAAAUUCUAACAUUUAUACACUGAUAUUUACUAUCACUAUGAUUAACUUAGCUCGAAUAAUGUUACGUCUGACAACAUUGAUGAUGUGUUCAACGAUGAGUGUGAUGCAGUUUAACUAUAGCCUGAUUUCAUGUCAAAUAAAACUGGUUAAGUAAGUAA
Molecule: messenger RNA, 4295 nt
Organism: Archocentrus centrarchus (flier cichlid)
Lineage: Eukaryota; Metazoa; Chordata; Actinopteri; Cichliformes; Cichlidae
Gene: slc22a17
Product: solute carrier family 22 member 17
Exons: 10
Coding region: 648-2390 (580 amino acids)
Biological process (GO): transmembrane transport
Cellular component (GO): membrane
Molecular function (GO): transmembrane transporter activity
Source: RefSeq, a predicted model, not a curated record